AUGGUGAACGCCGACAUCACAUUUUUGCAGAAUAGUGCCGAUAAGGCUCGGAAAUCACUAGCGAGCGUUGAGGAAUUGGUGGCAGCAACUAAAAAAGUCGUGGAAAAUGGGCUGGUAGAUUCGACUAACAUCAAGCAGCUUCAGAAGGAAGUGCUUUUGGACUCGUUUGCCGUGAAAAAAUUCCAUCGGGACUACAAGGAGUGGGAAAACAGCACUCGCAAUAAGUUUGUUGAUGGCCAGAUCAAGGCAUACAACAAGAAAUACGCCCAAAUCUCCAGGCUUCAUGGUCAAAGUUCAAGCUUGGAAGAUACGCUUCGAGAACUUCAAACUACCAUCAAACUCCCGAAGUUUGAGUUUUCUAUACAGACAUUGGAGCAAUAUGAAGGCGGUAGGCUACUUGAACAUGUGGAAAAAGACGCCAAUGGCGAGUACCCUCGACGUGUCAGCAGUGAGCAGGUGUUUUCUCUAGAUCCCAACUCCCCACUUCCCCAUCCAUCGUACCGGGAAUUUAACGAGUUAGUGAACAUCGAGUACAGGUUAAGGAUUCAGUUACAGAUAAAGUACGAGGUUUUGCUUCGAAUUAAGGCCAGCUUGGCCGCUAAGAAUUCUCAAUGGGCAACCAGAGAUUCUACCUUGAAUAAAUUCAUCACACAAGACUUACCUAAGGUGAUUCUGGAGGUGAAAAAAAAUCAAGACGAGUGA
This is a messenger RNA of Sungouiella intermedia, 702 nucleotides long. The record is from the annotation of a GenBank genome assembly. Lineage: Eukaryota; Fungi; Ascomycota; Pichiomycetes; Serinales; Metschnikowiaceae.